AUGUCGGACCAGGAGAAAGGUGCAUACGACCAUGAGGCGGCGCCCGCCUCGCUCAGCGACCACCACGGCCAUGUCAACGAGGACAAGCUCCGCCGAGCCCUCUCGGCGCGGCAGGUGCAGAUGAUCGCCAUCGGCGGCACCAUUGGCACGGGUCUCUUCCUGGGCACCGGCAAGGCACUGGCCACGGGCGGCCCGGCCUCGCUGCUCAUCUGCUACGCCAUCAUCGGGGCCAUUGUCUUUACGACGAUGCUGUGCCUGGGCGAGAUGGCCGCCUUCGUGCCCGUCGCCGGCUCCUUCUGCACCUUUGCCGGCCGUUAUGUCGACGAUGCGUUCGGGUUCGCGCUCACCUGGAAUUACUGGUUCAACGAUGCCGUGUCCACCGCCGCCGACCUGGUUGCCCUGCAGCUCCUCCUGCAGUACUGGACCGACUCGUUCCCCUGGUAUGCGCUGGGUCUGAUUGUGUGGGUUAUACUUGUUUUGGCCAACAUCAUCAACGUCAAGGCCUACGGCGAGCUUGAGUACUGGCUCAGCCUCCUCAAGGUCGUGACUGUGAUUAUCUUUAUAAUCCUGAGCAUAGCCGUCAACGUCGGAGGCAACACGGCCCAUGAUUAUAUCGGCGGUCGGAACUGGCACAUCGGAGAUGCACCAUUUGUCGGCGGCAUUGGCGGGUUCGCAUCUGUCUUUGUGACGGCGUCUUUCGCCUAUGGAGGCACCGAGUCCAUCGCCAUCACGGCCGGAGAGACGCGCGACCCUGCCCGCGUGCUGCCCCGCGUUGUCAAGAACGUCUUCUGGCGAAUCCUGCUCUUCUAUAUCCUCUCGGCCCUCAUGAUCGGCCUCAAUGUCCCCUACAACUACCCGGACCUCAACACAAAGUCCACUCACACGUCCCCUUUUACCAUCGCCUUCACCAUGGCCGGAUCCAAGGUCGCCGGCUCAUUCGUCAACGCCGUGAUCCUCACCAGCGUCAUCUCGGCCGGCAACCACGCCCUUUUCGCCGGGUCCAGGCUCCUGUACACCCUGGGCGCCAACGGCCACGCCCCGGCCAUCUUCACCUCCCUCACGCGGUUCCAGGUGCCCUGGGUCGCUGUGCUGACCACGAGCCUCAUCUCGGGCCUGCUUUUCGGCGCUUCCUUUAUCGGUGCCGGCCAGCUCUGGACGUGGCUGCAGAACAUCGUCGGCGUCUCGAACCAGUUGUCGUGGAUCUGCAUCGGCAUCGCCUCGCUGCGCUUCCGCGCCGGCCUGAAGGCCCAGGGGAAGGAGCAUCUCCUGCCCUUCAAGAACUGGACGUACCCCUGGGGCCCCAUCAUCGCCGUCGUGCUCAACAGCUUCCUCGUCCUCGUGCAGGGCUGGAGCAGCUUCAAGGGCGGCUUCAGCCCCGUCGACUUUGUCAGCUACUACAUCGAGCUGCCCGUCUUCGCGCUCAUGAUUAUCGUCUGGAAGCUGGUCAAGAAGACCAAGUUCAGGAAGGCGCAUGAGAUGGAUCUAGUCACGGAUGUGUAUACGAAGGAAGACAUGGAGCCUGAGGAGGACGGCUGGAAAGGGAGGGGCAAGAGGGUUGGAACAUGGUUAUGUUUCUGA
Messenger RNA from Diaporthe batatas, 1578 nucleotides. RefSeq lists its product as uncharacterized. Gene Ontology annotation, biological process: amino acid transmembrane transport. Gene Ontology annotation, cellular component: membrane. The transcript has a single exon. Bases 1 to 1578 code for a protein of 525 amino acids. Gene Ontology annotation, molecular function: amino acid transmembrane transporter activity. The record is from RefSeq and is a predicted model, not a curated record. Lineage: Eukaryota; Fungi; Ascomycota; Sordariomycetes; Diaporthales; Diaporthaceae.